Molecule: messenger RNA, 4722 nt
Organism: Vombatus ursinus (common wombat)
Lineage: Eukaryota; Metazoa; Chordata; Mammalia; Diprotodontia; Vombatidae
Product: long-chain-fatty-acid--CoA ligase ACSBG2-like
Exons: 11
Coding region: 73-1170 (365 amino acids)
Cellular component (GO): membrane; endoplasmic reticulum
Molecular function (GO): long-chain fatty acid-CoA ligase activity
Source: RefSeq, a predicted model, not a curated record
CAAUGCAGCCAUAAAGAGAAGUCUAAGAAGUUUUGAGGAAAGGAAACCGAGGCAGGAGAAACUCAACUAGACAUGAGUAAACCAAAGACCAUCGGUUUCUUCACUUCUCAGCUGACCGGAGAAGUUAUCCUGAGGAAGAACAAGAAAGGCGAAGGGAAUCAGGCUCCGUUAACGAUUCAUGAGCUGGUGCUUGGAACUGCCACGAGGUAUCCUGACUUAAUUGCUCUGGGGACAAGAAAUGUGGAUGGAUGGGACACCAUGACCUAUAUCGAGUAUUAUGAGUUGUGUCGAAAGGCCGCAAAAUCCUUCCUCCAGCUUGGCCUCGAGCGCUUUCACGGCGUGGGGAUCUUGGGCUAUAAUUGCACUCAGUGGUUCGUUGCUGACGUCGCCAGCAUUUUUGCCGGAGGCAUUUCUGUGGGUAUUUUCCCCCAAAACUCUUCCCAAGUCUGCCGGUUCAUUGCUGAAAACUCCGAGGCUAACAUCUUUAUGGUGGAGAAUGAUUGGCAGCUUCAGAAAAUCCUCAAGAUCCAGGAUCACUUACAUCAUCUGAAAGCUAUUGUGCAAUAUAAAGACAAACUCACAAAGAAGUUACCUAAUACUUACAGCUGGGAAGAAUUCCUCACCCUAGGGGUAAAUAUUUCUGAUGAAAUGCUGGACAAAGUCAUUGAUUCCCAGAAGCCCAACCAGUGCUGUAUGCUGGCCUAUACUAUGGGGACCACUGGACCACCGAAGGCAGUUAUGCUCAGUCAUGACAAUAUCACGUGGACAUCGGCAGCUGUGCUCCAAAGCCUUCCCUACACUUAUCCUCCCGAAAAUCAAGAGGUCUUGGUGAGCUACCUCCCCCUCUGCUUGAUCAAUGCUCAGAUAUUUGAAAUCUGGAUCCCUGUUACCAUUGGAGCGUCCAUCUUCUUUGCUGAACCUAAUGCCAUGAAGAUUCAGGGAUCUCUGAUAAACACACUGCUGGAGGUGAGACCUACUACCUUCUGUGGAGUCCCCGAAGUCUGGGAAGAGAUGAUGCGGAGAAUGAGCUCAGAUCAGAUGUCAGCUGCCUCAUUCAAGAAGAAUAUGAUUGUUUGGGCCAGGAAAGUGGGAUUAAAAGCAUACAAGAAGCGGAAAACUGAAAGUUAUCAUUACCAAACGAGGGGAAAAAAUCUUUCCUGUACCAAUUGAGAAUAUGCUGAAGGAGAAUAUUCCCAUUAUCCACCAUGCUAUCAUCGUGGGAAACCAAGCCAAAUUCCUGAGUGUACUGCUAACACUAAAGUGUGAGACCAGCUCGGACACAGGUGAGCCUCAUAACACACUGACGCAAGAAGCCAUCAAUUUUUGCCGAAAGAACAAUAGUAAGUCCGUCAAAGUGACAGACAUCAUGAAUAACCAAGACCCCAUCAUUGAUGCCAUAAUACAGAAAGGCAUCGAUGCAAUCAAUGAGCAACCCGAACACGAGACUCACAAGAUCCUCAAAUGGAAAGUCUUAGAGAAGGACUUCUCAAUUAUAGGUGGAGAACUAGGUCCAACCUCGAAGAUGCGACGGUCACACAUCAUGAGAAUGUACCAAACGACGAUCGCCAGUUUCUAUAUCUAGUUCUCUCUGCAGUCUGGGUGUCCAGGUUGCCACUGACCAUGGAAGGCUCCCUUUUUUUACCACUUGCAUGUGGUUUCAUGAAGAAUGUGACCAUCCUGAAUUUAGCACGGUGCUUAACUCCUCCUCUUGGGGAACUUCCUGGUUUUAAAAUAAAACUCCAUCUUCCACAGAUCAGGGAAGCCUUUGUCCUGGUUCUGACCCAGCCCAGGGUGGCAUUAUUUGGUCUCCAUAACCAAAGAAGUGGUGAGUCAUUUACCUUGCUAGUUCAAAGGAACUAUGAUAUCCGUAUAUUAUCUCCCUCCAUCCAGACAGGUUCGAGUACCCCCAUCCUGUGUAAUCCUGGUGUAUGUCUUUCUAUAAAUCCUCCCGAGAGGAUGUGCCCUGCUUUACUACACAUUUUUCUCUGGGGCUUCUGAUUUUUGGGGGAGCUUUUCUCUCAUUACAUGUCUGGACCAUCUCCUUUUAGUCAUACCUGCCACUUUUAUGAUUUUGGUGAAAGCACCUUUUCUUACCCCCUGUAUUUACCUGCUGAUUCAUUUCACAGAUGCAAGAUAAUAUAAAGUAAUGAACAAAAACCCGGGAGUGAAUGUUAACCUAUUUUAUUGCCCCCAUAGAGCAGACUUUAAAGUGUGGAGACUGAAGUCAUAAAUGCAGGAUGUUGAACAACCUGAAUGACAUCUUAAUUUUCUUUGUGGCUUUUUUUGCUACCCUUAGCUCUGGGAAUAAGCAGAUUUUAAAAAGUCUCAUAAAUCAUAGUUCCAGUACAUGAGGAGAUGCCCAUUUCUAUGCAUUUUAAUUAUAAAUUUAACUCUUGAAGACUGUCCACCAUGCCCCCAAAUUGUAGAAUUACACAAACCUGGAACUCCAGAAGCCUUCCAGCCCAAUGCAUACUUGAAUGAGCAACUUCCAACAGUCAUUUAAUCUAUACCUGAAGACCCCAGUGAGGGCAAACCCAGGACCGCUUCUUAUUAAGAAGUUGUUCCUUAAUUUCUGAAGCCAAAAUCUGCCUCCUUGCAAAUUCCAAUCACUGUGAUGCACUGAUGGAGAGUAUUCACACUGACAAAAUGAUGGCAUCUGUGAAGUGUGAGAUACUUUGUGCACAUAAAGCAUGAUUUUAAUACCCUUCCCUCAAGGACCCCCAUGAAUCAACAGUCUGGGGCUCUUGCCUGAGCUGGCACUCCUCCCCCCCAAAAAAACCCCAAAAACAAAAAGGGGAGGACCCAAAGGGGUAGACUAUAAGGUAAUGGCUAAGGACUCAAAACAUUAAUUACUGACCACAGCACUCUUCUGCUCAGGUCUGAGACUGGAGUCAGGCAGUGUGGACAAAUUAAGUCCAAGUAAUAGGAUUCCAAACCUCAUGGUCCCUGUGAGGGCUUAAGAGCUAGCUUCCAUUCCUGGGAAUGGAGUCAGUACAGAAUAAGUCCCUUUUUGUCUCUAAGCCUCAGUUUCCUCAUCUGUAAAAUAACGGGGCCUUUAAGAUCCCUCCCAAUCCCAAAUCUAUGAUUAUUUAAAGCAUUUAUUACAUCUAGUGAGUGAUGGGAAAGUCUGGUUUCUUCCAAAGCAGAUGAAAUCCUCUUAACCUUUAUCUCACUACCUUUUCUGUGGGGCCAGAUCAACUUAUCCAGGAUAUUUUAACAGGGUCAGAAGUCAGGUAGGUCAGGAGAACUCUAUAGACAUAGAACACCUGAAUUUUCUCCAAGCACCUAUUAGAAGUUUCUCAUGCUAUCCUUGUGGACAAGAUGGAGGGUUUUGAGUUAGAUAAGACUACAGCUAAGUGCAUUCAGAAAGUGAUGGAAUGCCUAGUCACCGAGAACAGGAGCUACAGUUGGAAGGAGUACCCACACCAACAAAAUCCUAGGUUUUUUCAAGUAAAGCCAUGGACUAUGAAGGUGAAGGUGGAGGAAGUCAAUCCCGGUCCUUAGGAAUCAAGCGCUCCCAAGGUUGGAAAGAGCUGGGCCAGCACACAGUAGCAAUACAUUUACAGAACACCCUCAGUGCUUACCAACCACUUUUUUUCUCACUUUAUGGAUAGCAAACAUAUGGAUGAACCCCAACUAUUACAUAAAGUUGGAGAGACAGAUUAUGUCACUUGAAUGUAGGGAAAACACUCCUUAAUGAGAGUGUGCAGAAGUGGAAUGAGAGGUAGUGAAGCCUUCAAGCAGAGGCCAAGUGACAACUUGUUGGGCAAUUUCCUGAGGGAAUCACUUCAUUGGGCCUUCUGAGAUCUCCAGUUCAUGCUGUGCCUUUGUCCUGACUCUUUCAUGGUGCCGACCUUCCCAAUUCCUCUUAUUACAGCGCUUCUGCUCUUCCUUGUAGUCUGCUCACAAAUCCUCCGAGGACAGUCUCUUUUUAAAGAUUGUGGGGGAAAGAGAGGCAAGCUCGGAUCCUUCUUCCCAAGCGAAGGUCAGUCUCAUGAGCUGCUCCUUGUCCAGACUGAUGAUUCUGACCCCAGUAACCCAAAACUUGCCUUCUUGCCUUUGGACAUUUCCCCAGGUCCCCCCCACCUCAACCCCUCUUUGUUUUUCUCAGAGCUCCUUUGCUGUCUCCUUCAGUCUCCAGUUUUCGACGCCAGCAGCUUUCAGUGUUAAUGAUCUCUUUUGAGAGAGGAUUCUCUAGUUCAGCCUUCUGUGUUUGAGCACAACAGAAAUCAGAAUCAAACCCCUGGAAAUGAAGGCUGAUUAACCUAAAGAACUGAGACCAGGAAAGCCGCAGGAGAUAAAGUGCCCUUAGGAGUGGGCUGGGCUGGGGCUAACAGCAUUAACUUACAUUGUAUAUUUGCAGCACUCAGGUUUCCUAAGUAUCUUCCUCACAACUACUUUGUGAAGCAGCUAGGGCACUAUGCACAUCUUGCAUAUGGUGAAACUGAGGCUUGGGGAUGUGAAGUGACUUGUCUGAGGUCACAGGGUUAGUAUAGAAAAUAGACCAGCUCUGUUCAAGGCACUGUCCAACUGUAUGUCAUAGUCCUCUAAAGAGGGCGUGAGCACCGAGGCAGGCCAGCCCCCACUGAUCUGGACUAAUUUAAAGGCCUUGGGAGCCUGGGAGCUUCAGCGAUGGCUUUGCAAUCAGGAUGCUUAUGGAUGCUACCCCCACAGGUAUGGGUUGGCUCCUUUUGUAAACCACUGCAACUGCCCCUUAAGGAG